AUGCAGCCUCGCGGGGACGGCGGCUUUGUGCCCCUCGCAGCUGUGUACGAUGAGUGGGCUGCGAUUGCUGUAUGCGCGGCGGCGGCCAUCUGGGCCGUGCCGCACCUGCAGCUGUGGCUGCUGCCGUCCCUGCCUGUUGGUGCGGCGCUGCUGCUGCUCGUGGGCGGUGCUGUUGGGGCCUGCUGCCUGGCAGGCCUGCUGCCGGCGCAGCCGCAGCGCGACCAGGAGCGUGCGAGCGACGCGCCGCCGGCGCGCGCCCCGGACGGCGUCGCCAGCUUCGGCCCCCUCCUGCGCGCGCGCGAGCGCUACGGCGGCCGCAUCUGGACAGUCGCCGCCGCCGACUGGCGGCGGGCGUCCGAGGCGGAGGCGCCGCAGGAGUUCCCGCCCAGAAGUUUUGGGGAGGGGGCGGUGGCUAUGCAGUGGAGCGGUCGGCUGAGGGGCGCCAGCCUGAGGCUCUUGAGGGACGGGCCGGGGGCACCAGGGCAGCCCGAAAAGGCGCGAGUCUCGCUGGCGGGCUGCGGCGUGCGCGUCGCGUCGGAGUGCCUGCGCGGCAGCAAAGGCACCUGGUGGAAGAAGGGGCCCCUCGAGAUCCGCCACCCAGACGGGCGCCCGCUGCUGGCUGGCUGCAGCACUCUGUUCCUCUUCGCGCCGGACGGCGCCGCCAAGGAGCAGUGGCACUCGGCGCUGCUCUGGGCCUGCGGCGACCCCGGGGACGUGCGCCGCGCCGGGGCGCUUUACAGCGCUUUCUGCCGCGACGCGCGCGCCCGGCUCGCGGCGGCGGCCGCGCCGGAGGGCGGGAGCGACCUCGGGUGGAGGACCGCUGACAGCAGCGCCGCCGCCGCUGCGGCCGCGGCGCCCUCUCGGCAGGCCGCGGCGCCGCGGCCGCUGUCACAGGCUGCGUCCGAAGCGUCCCUGGGCGCCGGCUGCGUGGCGGCGGCGGUGGCGGCGAGCAAGCAGCUGGUGUGGCAGGAGGCGGCGCAUCUUGCGGCUGGUGGCGACAGACAGGUGGGCGAGGGCCUGGGCGGGCAGGGCUUCAAUGCUCCCUAG
Molecule: messenger RNA, 1047 nt
Organism: Monoraphidium neglectum
Lineage: Eukaryota; Viridiplantae; Chlorophyta; Chlorophyceae; Sphaeropleales; Selenastraceae
Exons: 7
Coding region: 1-1047 (348 amino acids)
Source: RefSeq, a predicted model, not a curated record